CACAAUUUCUCAAACUCUCAGAGAACGAAGAGGGGAAUAAAAUAUCGACACAGCGAACAAUAAUUUCGCCGUAAACAGUGUGGUGAUAUCGAGAAAUUAUCGUAUAACCUAGAUACAUAAUUUUAUCGAAGGCAUCAUCACCUUGCCGUUUCCAGUUUUCACCUGUAAAUCUACUGCGCGAGAAUUCACAGAAGAGAGUUUCAGGUGAAUAAUUUUCAGAUGCCUUUGUCCAUAUGGACAGACCACUGAGGGCCCGAAGAUGCAGGAAAGGGAAAGGAGAUACAUAGUCAGUUGGACAACUGAAUGCAUUCAACCGAGAGAUGCUGAUUUAGCUGCUGCUCUUCCUCUUCUGCCAGACUCAAGCAUUACUUUUGAGAAGAGGAGCAUUGUGGGACAAGGCAUUAUUUUCUCCUAAACUCUCCAAGGCUGUUUGUUUAGAAGACACUGGGUCAGACAUGAACGGUAAGGGCUGUCAUCUCCUGGUCUCCCCCUCUGGUGUGCCCCCUUCGCUGGGCAUGAUCACAGGACAGCAGGCCCCCUCCAUCAGGAUACCUAUACGCACCACCCUCUCCCCGGGAUGCUGUGCCACCCUGAGCCCCUCUCCGGUGGGUAGCAGGGGCAGAGGAGGGGGUGUCCAACACUCCCAAGUACCCCUUAGCUCCAGGACAAACUCUGGGAAUUCUGGGAGUUCUGUCCUGCUUCCUGCCCUGAGCCUCCACAAGCAGGUGUUGACCAAUGGGAAACAGCCAAAUGUUUUAGGUGUCUCACAGAUGUCAUGGCAACAAAUGCCCACCCUUCAACUCCCACCCACCAGCCUUGCAGCCACCAAUCAGGGCAUGGCGUCCGACUGCUCUGACAGUGGUGUCAAAGGUUACUCUGUCUCAGGACCAAGUAUGCAGGUGUUGGGCCAGCAGGCUGGUGCUAACCUCUGGGUCACCAGUAGUCCCAUGGUGGUCCAGAGCCUGGGCCCAGUGUCUCCUGUCACGGGCCAGGCCUACACCUCUGAGCCUCUGGUACCACAUCCCCAACCCCCACAAGGCCUGGUGGUACCGUACACAGAUGCCAGGUCCUUGCUCUCCAGAGAGUCCCUGGCAUCCACCACCCUGAGCCUAGCAGAGACCCAGUCAGUUCUGAGUGGCAGACAGGAGUGGCCCUAUGGCUACCGGGUCCUUCCUCCACUCUGCCCACAACAGGGUUCCACCCAGGCCAGCGAUGGGGGUGAGCUGCUCAGCCUGCCCCCUGGCACUGCCAUGUCCGGGGGCACCAGCAUCUCCAACUCUGCCUCCCUGCCCUCCUACCUGUUUGGGGGAGAUGCCAACAGCCCCCGGCAGUACUCAGCCCGCUCCAAAAAGAGGGCCCUCUCCAUGUCACCUCUGUCAGACGGCUAUGGCAUCGACUUCAACGCCAUCAUUCGUACCUCGCCCACCUCGCUGGUGGCUUACAUCAAUGGCUCCCGGAGCUCUCCAGCCUCCCACCACACCCUUUCACCCCUCCAGCCUGAGGUCUAUGGCCACUUCCUGGGGGUAAGAGGGAGCUGUAUCCCCUAUCCUCAGCCUCCAGGCCUCCGCAGCCUCCCAGGCUCCACGCUGGCUCUGACCCCACUGAGUGACCCCCACCAUGGGAUGGAUUGUGGCCGCAUGCAGAGGCUGGAGCAGGGCGGGGCGCUGGAGAGCCAGAUGGCUAACAUGGUGGUGGAGCAGCAGUGUCUCCCAGAGGCGGGAGGGACACCACAGAGGGCUGCCAGGAACACUAAUGACCUGGUACCAUCUCUACACUUUCAGCUAGAGUUGGCCACCAUCAUCAGAUCAGAUAGUCCACCGCAGGGCCCCCCGCCUCCCUACCACUCUCACCAGCACCGCCACCUCCAAAGACCUCCUAGCCACAUCCAGGGUCAGGCCCAGUCCCAGGGCCCUGUCGCUCAGGCCCCCCCAGCUCCCCCUGGGCAUGGGGCCAGCCUCGUGCCCCAUCCCCUGUCCCUGUUCCCCAUGCUGGAGGAAGAGGAGGGGGAGCUGGAGGACUACAGUAGGGGGCACUGCUGCCGCUGGGUGGACUGCAGUGCUGUGUAUGACCAAAAGGAGGAGCUGGUUAGGCACAUAGAGAAGCGCCAUGUGGACCAGCGUAAGGGCGAAGACUUCACCUGCUUCUGGGCGGGGUGUCCACGCAGGUUCAAGCCCUUCAAUGCCCGCUACAAACUCCUCAUCCACAUGAGAGUCCACUCUGGAGAGAAGCCCAACAAGUGCACGUUUGAAGGCUGUCAGAAGGCUUUCUCUCGGCUGGAGAACAUGAAGAUCCACCUGCGCAGCCACACUGGAGAGAAGCCUUAUAUAUGCCAGCACCCCGGCUGCCACAAAGCCUUCAGCAACUCCAGCGACAGAGCCAAGCAUCAGCGCACACACCUGGACACGAAGCCGUACGCGUGUCAGAUCCCUGGUUGUGUAAAGCGCUACACUGACCCCAGCUCCCUGCGCAAACAUGUCAAAUCCCAUUCCUCCAAAGAGAGGCAGUUGAGGAAGAAGCUGAGGUCAUCUAUUGACAUGAGCCAAGAGGCAUUAACGGACUGUCUAACCAUCCAACCCCUGCAACCCAGCCUCUCUCCUCUGGACAUGAUUGACAGCAAGCUGGGCCAAUCACCAAUACCUUCCCUAGAUCUCUACACAGAUCUGCUGACCAGUGGGCAGUCUAGCCACUGUGUGUCUCUAUCCAUCCCUGUCCCUCCAGCUGUUCCACAGGACCAACCCUCCUCAAACGGCUCACACCUGGCUCUGCUGCGCCCCCAGCAGGACAGUUAUAGGUUUGUCGAUAGGUCCACCCACCACCUCAACCCUGGGUCCCACCAACACCAACUGCCUGGCCCCUCCAGUCCUCACACUCACCAUCCUACUGGCUUAUCCCUAAAGACCAGCACACCCCUGAAUCAUCCCAGUCACACUCCUGUAGUAAACACAGACCAACACCCAGGUUUUAGUGGUCAGAUCCAGAUGGUGUACUCUCCAUCAUACAAUAAUGGUACACAUAAAUCCACCAAGCAGACAAACUUCUGUCACCUGAUGGAAAUCCCAGAGUUUGAUGAAAGCCUUGCGCCAACAUUCACCACUCAGAACAGACUAGACAUCUCCCAACGAGCUCUGUCUGGGCUCACAGUAUAUGACCUGCAGGGUGCAUCACAGGAUCUGCUUGUUAACCCGGUGCCAGUGAUGUCAGAGGACGCUUAUUUACAUGUCAGUGCAGUGGACCGUUGCCCUAGCCAGCUCUCCUGUAUCUACACUGAGGGGUGAUGUCAGCAAAUCUACCUCCUUUCUAAGGCAGAUACUUUCUGGAAUGCAACUCCUACAACAACAUUGUUCUUCAGCUACAUGUUCCCUGACAUUGACCUGAGUGUGAUGCUCAUCUUGGGUGAGAACUGUAGACAAGAGGGGACAUUCAGUAGUUUUAAUUAAAUGGGCAAAAUGAACAUGUCCACAAUACUUAUUAACUGAUAUUAGUCAAUGAACAUUGUUUUCAAAAUGGCAAGUCAUGAUAAUUCUGAGAUCCUUAGAUGCUGUCUUCAUUCAUGUCAGUAUCAUCAGAUCUCAGAAUCUAAGCCCACAAUGAAAUAUGCCUCCUAAAGAUUGUAUACUGAAAAAGAAUCACAGUUCUGUGGAUGCCAAUGAUAUUGAGCUUUGGAUGAUUGUUUUAUGUUUACAUUAAUUGAAUGCAUUUGUACAGUUAUCGAAAUAUUGUCCCUCCUUUUAUGUAAUUAUUAAAUGUAAAUACCAUAAGAAGCACAUUGAAGGCACGUUGUUUUGUUUUUCAUGUUUGUUCUUCGUAGCAUAUGAAUUAAUUACGUGAAACAGAAUGUCCUUCGAUAAAUCAAAUAUAUUUUUGUGCAAAUAUGUUGAGGAAUCUAACUUGAAUUGUUGUUUUUCUGCUUGUCAGAAUUUAAAAACAUGACUGAGCAUAGAGAAAAUUGGAGGUUGUUGUAAGAAGGCAUGUCUAUCUACUAUUAUACAUAGUUGUGUAAGAAGAAAAGAAAGCUUGUAAUUUAUUACAUUUAGUUGCAUUGGUAGAUGAUGAAACCCUGAUAUUUAAUUUGGUCCUAAACAAUAGAAAGUAUCUAGUGUAAAUUGCAUGUAAUUAUUUAAUGACAAAGUAAUUUCUAUUACAGAAGUAACCCUAGUUUUUUUUUUC
Molecule: messenger RNA, 4167 nt
Organism: Coregonus clupeaformis (lake whitefish)
Lineage: Eukaryota; Metazoa; Chordata; Actinopteri; Salmoniformes; Salmonidae
Product: zinc finger protein GLIS3
Exons: 11
Coding region: 456-3275 (939 amino acids)
Biological process (GO): regulation of transcription by RNA polymerase II
Cellular component (GO): nucleus
Molecular function (GO): DNA-binding transcription factor activity, RNA polymerase II-specific; RNA polymerase II cis-regulatory region sequence-specific DNA binding
Source: RefSeq, a predicted model, not a curated record